AAUUUGGUCGAAAUGCCCUUGUCCUCCUCCUCCUUCUUCCACUAAUCUCUCAAGUAAGUCUCUUUCUUCUCUAAUUUCAUCCUCUUUUUUCCUUUCUCUUAAUUUGUUUUGCGGUGCAGAAGAUAUAUCAUUCGAGAUUCUCCCUUGCCGUCUCCAAUUGCCACUCGCCGCUCUAACUCUCUUCGAAUUAGCUGAAAUGAAUGGAGAUAGACCAGUGGAAGAUGCUCAUUACACGGAGACGGGUUUCCCUUAUGCUGCUACUGGCAGUUACAUCGAUUUCUAUGGUGGUCCGGCUCAGGGGCCUCUAAACUAUGCUCAUGCUGGAACUAUGCAUCCUCAGGACAAUCUGUACUGGACCAUGAAUACAAAUGCAUACAAGUUUGGGUUUUCAGGAUCAGAUAAUGCUUCUUUCUAUGGUUCUUAUGACAUGAACGAUCAUUUAUCGAGGAUGUCCAUAGGGAGAACAAAUUGGGACUACCAUCCCAUGGUGAACGUUGUUGAUGAUCCUGAAAUCGCAGUUGCACGUUCUGUCCAAAUCGGGGACACAGAUGAGCACUCUGACGCUGAAGAAUGCAUUGCAAAUGAGCAUGAUCCCGACAGUCCUCAGGUAUCCUGGCAAGAUGAUAUUGAUCCUGAUUCAAUGACCUAUGAGGAAUUAGUAGAGCUGGGGGAAGCAGUAGGAACAGAAAGCCGGGGGUUGUCUCAGGAACUCAUAGAAACGCUUCCCACUAGAAAGUAUAAGUUUGGGAGCAUCUUCUCCAGGAAAAGAGCUGGGGAAAGGUGUGUGAUAUGCCAGCUCAAGUACAAGAUAGGGGAGAGGCAAAUGAAUCUGCCGUGCAAGCAUGUGUAUCAUUCUGAAUGCAUUUCCAAAUGGCUAAGCAUCAACAAGGUUUGCCCAGUGUGCAACAGCGAGGUCUUUGGAGAGCCCAGCAUCCAUUGAUCGGCAGAAGGGGCUCCUCCUCUCUUUUUUCUUUUUGGCUUUUUAUAAUGAGGCUCAUCAAGUAAUUGUUUUAGUGUAGUGAAAACCCAAAAAAUAGUCUAAAAAAAGAUGUCCACACUUUACUCUCUCAUGUUCAGUCCUUCUCUGUACAUGUAAUUUUUCUUCUAGUUCCAUUUUCGGUUGUGUGAGCUUUAAGUUUAACCUUCACUCGUAUUGUAUACCAAAUGCUAAGACAAUUAAAAGCUGAAUCCAUAU
Arabidopsis arenosa is the source of this 1195-nucleotide messenger RNA. The record is from the annotation of a GenBank genome assembly. Lineage: Eukaryota; Viridiplantae; Streptophyta; Magnoliopsida; Brassicales; Brassicaceae.